AUGCUCAAUAACGAAGUGGUGUCCAGCGACGUCGAGUCGUACUCGUACACCCACUCGGUCUCGCCUCUGCCAAGCAUGGAAGAAAGCACUAGCAUCGGCGCCCUCGCCAAUAUUGACGAGAUCGUACCCAAGCAACACGUCAGCUUUCUCGACUCUGUCGUCCAGACGCUCGCGGCGGCGUCACGGUGCGUCGUCUACAAUACGGUCGCGGCCGAGCUCUGGAGCAAGAACAUGGACUUCAACUCGCAUGCUUGGUAUGAGCCGCACAGGGCUGUCCAUGUGCGGCAGGUCAAUGGCAUCCUCAGGUUCGCCGAGGAUAUAGAUGUGGAUGGCGAUGGGCCCGUUGCAGCCCCCAUGUUCACAACGGCGCAGAGCCAGCGGGACAACACCGCCGAGUGGACGCUUCCCACUCCCCCGCCGCCGUCACUUUUCAAAAGCUCCGGCUCAGCAACGUCGCGGUGGCGCAAACGGCUGAUGGCGGCAGCGUGA
Messenger RNA from Colletotrichum spaethianum, 489 nucleotides. RefSeq lists its product as uncharacterized. The transcript has a single exon. The record is from RefSeq and is a predicted model, not a curated record. The coding region runs from base 1 to 489 and encodes 162 amino acids. Lineage: Eukaryota; Fungi; Ascomycota; Sordariomycetes; Glomerellales; Glomerellaceae.